AUGUUUUCCGCAGUGUUGAGAAAGCGUGCCCUUCAAUCACCAUCUCUGCCAUAUCAAUUAGCAAGAUGUUAUGCCUCGAAAUCUUUCCCUCCCCAUACCGUAGUCACUAUGCCAGCUUUAUCGCCAACCAUGACUUCAGGUAACAUUGGAUCGUGGCAAAAGAAGCCGGGAGAUGCAAUUGUUCCUGGUGAUGUAUUGGUAGAGAUUGAGACCGAUAAGGCGCAAAUGGACUUUGAGUUCCAAGAGGAAGGUGUUUUGGCUGCCAUCUUGAAGCAAUCUGGAGAGAAGGAUGUUGCUGUUGGAAAUCCAAUUGCUGUGAUGGUUGGAGAAGGAGAGGAUACAUCGGCUUUCGCGGAUUUCACACUCGCAGAUGCAGGAGGAGAGAAGUCUGCACCACCACCACCAAAGGAGGAAGCCAGUCAAUCUUCCGAGAAAUCUGAUACACAAUCUGGAACUGCUCCCCCUCCCCCAACCGAAUCGACCCCAGCUCCGGAGGAAUCCGCUUCAAGUGGUGGAAGAUUACAACCUGCUAUGGAUAGAGCAAUCAAUGCUAGCUCUGCGGCUAUUAAAUUGGCAAUUGAUACCGGUGUUAAGAUUACUGGUGUCAAGGGUACUGGACUCGGUGGACAAGUUACUGAGGCUGAUGUCAAGAAGGCUUCUUCUGGAGCUUCAAGCAGUGGCGCACCAGCUGCUGCUACUGCCAGCUACGUCGAUACUCCUAUCACAUCUAUGCGUAAGACUAUCGCCAACCGUCUUACCGAGUCUGUGAACCAAAACCCCCACUACUUUGUCGCCUCUACUGUUUCCGUCUCCAAGCUCAUCAAGCUCCGCACAGCUCUUAACGCUUCCGGAGAAGGGAAAUACAAGCUCUCAAUCAAUGACUUCUUGAUCAAGGCAUGUGCUAUUGCAUGCAAGAAGGUUCCAGCUGUCAACUCAAGUUGGAGAGAUGGUUUCAUCCGUCAAUUCAGCAACGUUGAUGUCAGCGUUGCCGUUGCCACUCCAGUUGGUCUCAUGACCCCAAUUGUCAAGAAUGUCGAAGGACUCGGUCUCGAAUCCAUUUCAGCACAAGUCAAGGACCUUGGCAAACGUGCUCGUGAUGGUAAACUCAAGCCAGAUGAAUAUCAAGGUGGAACUUUCACCAUCAGCAACAUGGGAAUGAACAGCGCUAUUGAUCGAUUCACUGCUGUCAUCAACCCACCUCAAGCCGCCAUUCUCGCUGUAGGAACCACUCAAAAGGCAGCUAUCCAAGGUGCAGAUGGAGGAAUUGAAUGGGAUGAUCAAAUUACUGUUACUGGAAGCUUCGACCAUAAGGUUGUUGAUGGUGCUGUUGGUGCUGAAUGGAUGAAGGAGUUCAAGAAGGUUGUUGAAAAUCCUUUGGAGUUGUUGCUAUAG
Molecule: messenger RNA, 1392 nt
Organism: Botrytis deweyae
Lineage: Eukaryota; Fungi; Ascomycota; Leotiomycetes; Helotiales; Sclerotiniaceae
Exons: 3
Coding region: 1-1392 (463 amino acids)
Biological process (GO): pyruvate decarboxylation to acetyl-CoA
Cellular component (GO): pyruvate dehydrogenase complex
Molecular function (GO): dihydrolipoyllysine-residue acetyltransferase activity
Source: RefSeq, a predicted model, not a curated record